This is a messenger RNA of Prunus armeniaca (apricot), 858 nucleotides long. The record is from the annotation of a GenBank genome assembly. NCBI's taxonomy places the organism in Eukaryota, Viridiplantae, Streptophyta, Magnoliopsida, Rosales, Rosaceae.
AUGGGAGAAUUGGUUUCAUAUCCUACAUGGAAUGACAUACCUGAUGAUAUAUUAGACGACAUUUGGAAGGAUAUCACAGAUAAUACAGAUGCCCCUGAGGCAUAUAGAUUCCAUUUCCUAAAGGUAGUUGGUAAUAGAUGGAGGGAUUGGAAGUGCCGACUGAAGCAGAAAUGGUAUUAUAAAUAUGACACUGAUGAACAACGCUUAGCCAUCACUCCUCCUCGGGUGGUCACAGAGCAGUGGAAGACACUAGAAUGUUCUGAGAUGAAUAAGGUCAAUCGUGCACAAGGAGGUGCUCCACAUAGGACUGGUCGCAUAUCAUUUGCUCAGUUGAGAAAUGUGAUGAGAGAGAAAGGAGAGAAGACUGAUCGUCUGAGCAUGUUUAUCAAAACUAGAACAAAGAAGAAAAAUGAUGAAGAUGAAGUUUUUGAUGAGGAUAAUGCUGAUAUUAUUAAUCAAUUCAACCAAUGUUUGGAAGAAAGGGAAGAAGAUGAACAAGAUGAGUCAUUUAGAGAGGAGAUAUCUACUAAAGUGAUGGGAACUUAUGCACAUGGGCGUGUUCGCAUGUGUGGGGCUGGUGUAACUCCAUCUCAAGUGUUUGGUCAAAAAUCAAAUUCUGACAAUAAUGAGAAUAGGAUGAGAGAGGAGCUAGAGAAACAAUGUCAGUCAAAAAUAGAUGAUCUCCAAUCCAAGUUAAAUGAAGUCAGCUCACAACUCAGUCAAGUGAUGACUCAUGUUGGUUUCCAAACCACCCCAGAAGAAAGCGGAAGCAGCCAGAUUCCAGAUGCCUCAAGUAUGCAUCAACGAAGACUUAGUGUUAACAGCGACCUGCAGCCUAAUUUAGACUUGGAGGCAUAA